AUGGAGCGCACUAAAUGGCUUGAAGGCCUGCGCGGCAUCGCCGCUGCUAUUGUGGCCGCUGACCCCUUCUUCAUGAGCGAUGUGUGGCAUCCCUUCGUCUCAUUCUGGACCGAUCCGCCCGAGGGAAACCGCCGCCUGGUCCAACUGCCGCCUAUCUGGAUCCUAUUCUCAGCUCAAGGGAUGGUGACCCUUUUCAUGGUGAUCUCCGGCCCCCAAUUCUUGGCCCGAGCCUCAUUCGCCAUUGUGCGGAGGCUUCUCCGCAUCUAUCUUCCUGUCCUAGUGACAGCCAGUCUUGCCCAGCUUUUCUAA
This is a messenger RNA of Penicillium canariense, 309 nucleotides long. RefSeq lists its product as uncharacterized. Lineage: Eukaryota; Fungi; Ascomycota; Eurotiomycetes; Eurotiales; Aspergillaceae. Bases 1 to 309 code for a protein of 102 amino acids. The record is from RefSeq and is a predicted model, not a curated record. The transcript has 2 exons.